UUCCUACGCGCAUGCGCAGUCAGUAGCGACGCACACCAAAAAAACAAACAAAAGUGAAUUGAUCACCGCGGAGUAGAACAGACACAUCGCAGCAAUGAACAGCAGUAAAGUAGCUCUGGUCACUGGUGGAAAUAAAGGCAUCGGCUUCGCAAUCGUGCGGGCAAUGUGCAAGGAUUUCGCCGGAGACGUGUACCUGACAGCUCGGGAUGUCGGUCGAGGAACCGCUGCUGUGGACAGUCUGAGGAAGGAGGGGCUGGCACCGCUCUUUCAGCGGCUGGACAUCAACGACCCCGACAGCGUCCGCUCCGCGCGGGACUUCUUCACAGAGAAGUACGGCGGCCUCGACGUGCUCGUCAACAACGCUGGCAUCGCCUUCAAGAUGGCAGACACGGCCCCCUUUGGCAUCCAAGCAGAUGUGACAUUGAAGACUAAUUUCUUUGCUACUAGAGAUAUGUGCAAUGUGUUCCUGCCCAUUGUCAAACCAGGAGGUCGGAUGGUGAAUGUCUCCAGCGUAAUGGGCUCGGUGGCUUUAAGCCGCUGCAGUCCAGAACUCCAGGCCCGUUUCCGAAGCGAUGACAUUACAGAGGAAGAGCUAGUUGGGUUGAUGGAGCAAUUCGUCCGUGACGCUCAGGAUGGGCGUCACGCAGAGCAAGGUUGGCCUAGCACUGCAUAUGGGGUCUCCAAAACUGCCCUCACCACCCUGACUAGAAUCCUGGCCCGAAAUCUGACAAAAGAGAGGCCUGGAGAUGAGAUCCUAUGCAAUGCCUGCUGUCCAGGAUGGGUCAGGACUGACAUGGCUGGACCAAAUGCAACCAAGUCACCAGAUGAGGGCGCCGUCACUCCAGUGUACUUGGCAUUGCUGCCUGCUGGGGCUAAAGAGCCCCAUGGGCAGUUUGUUUCAGAGAAGAAAGUGCAGCCAUGGUGAGAGCUAGAAAGAGUAAUCGUGUGCGUUUGUGUCGCAAAGCAAGUUCAGACACACCAGAGUGAACCAUCAAGAUUUAGAUAGGCUAUUUCUAGAAAGUUUUGGGCUGAACCCAGACUGAACCCUUGACAGAAGACUUUAGGUAUUCCAAAAAGUUACAAUAGGCAUUGUGUACUUCGUUUUUGUAAAUAUUACACAAAAAGCUUUAAAAUUUGAUCAAGGUUUUGGUGAUUGACCAAUUGAAUAUCAGUUAACAACCAAAAAUUAUGUGGUCUUAAAGGAAUAGUUCACCAAAAAA
This is a messenger RNA of Sinocyclocheilus grahami, 1220 nucleotides long. Its product is annotated as carbonyl reductase [NADPH] 1-like. The coding region runs from base 95 to 925 and encodes 276 amino acids. The transcript has 4 exons. The record is from RefSeq and is a predicted model, not a curated record. NCBI's taxonomy places the organism in Eukaryota, Metazoa, Chordata, Actinopteri, Cypriniformes, Cyprinidae. Gene Ontology annotation, molecular function: carbonyl reductase (NADPH) activity.